GUGGCGCUUGUCAAGCUAAGAAGCUAGGUCGUUAGCAAUCAGUUGAGUGCAAGUCAGAGUUACAUACAGCAAUAUUUAGCAACACGAAUGUGCUCGCCAUUUUUUUCUGACUGCAUAUCUGAAAGGGCGGAGUGGAGAUGGCUUCUGGUUUGUGGUAUUGCAGAUUUGUAGUCGCUCUCACCUGAUAAAGACUUGUGCUAACGUUAGCUUGUUAGCAAUCCUGGUUGUUUACUACACCGCUGUGGCUCUGCAGGACAUCCCAAAGUACAUUCAGCCGAAUUAAGGAGAAGCACACGUUUACAAGAUGUUCCUGGUGGGACUGACGGGAGGUAUUUCCUCAGGGAAAAGCGCAGUGUCUACGAUGCUGCGGGAGCUCGGGUGUCCCAUUAUUGAUGCUGAUGUUGUAGCAAGGAAAGUUGUGGAGCAGCACACUACGGCCUAUUCCCGCAUCGUUUACCACUUUGGACCGGAGAUCCUCCUCGAGAAUGGCGAGAUCGACCGGCAGAAGCUCGGUCAGCUCAUCUUCGCCGACGAGGAGAAGAGGAAGCUGCUGAACUCCAUCACCCACCCGGAGAUCCAUAAAGCAAUGCUCAAAGAGAUCCUGUUGUACUUUCUCAGAGGAUAUCGCUACGUCGUGCUGGAUGUGCCCCUUCUGUUCGAAACAAGACGUCUCACUAAGUUUCUCAACCACACUGUAGUAGUCUACUGUGACCCUGCCACUCAGCUGCUGCGCCUGAUGCAGAGGGACGGCCUGACACAGGAGCAUGCAGAGCAGCGCGUUGCCGCACAGAUGCCGCUCAAUGAAAAGCGCGGCCUGGCCAAUCACGUUGUGGAGAACUCCGGCAGCCGAGAGGACACCCACAGGCAGGUCCUGCGACUGCACACACGGCUGGAGGACUCCAUGGACUUCCUCUUAGUGAGGGUCAUCGCUAUUGCUGCCACUACCAGUCUGGGUGGGAUUCUGCUGUAUGCAACCAAGAUACUUAUGUCCUAACAGAGGACAUACACGGGGAACAAUAAGUGGGGGAGUGAGUAGAGACAGGCGAAGGCACACUGGGGGGUCCCGAUUCAAUUUACUGUGAGAUUAGUUUCCCAGCACCCACCACUACAGUUCAGUGGUGUGACAUGCUCUGUUUGCUCCUAACACCGACUUACAUUAUUGACACAACAUGCACUGACAAAUGUGGUUUAGUGGGAAGGGUUUGAAUGUGCAAUUUCUUUCGGUUUCACUCAGAAACAUUACAAACAUGAAUGUGAUACCUUAGAGUUGCUGCCCAAUGCAGUAACGUUUAUUUUAAGUUUUAAGGGCCUCAACAGUGAUCCCAGUUUGGGGCAAAAAACUAGCUAGACUUUUUUUUUUUUUUGGUGCCGUAUAUAUAUCCAAAUAACACAUUUUGGUUGAUAGUAUACAUUAUGAAUAAAACAAAAUGAAGAGCAGAAAAAAGUAAACAGCAGCACAUUCUUAAAACCGUUUAUUUGCAGUUUGAGACCUCGAUUUUUAGCACAAAUACCAGCCCUGUCCUCAAUGAUAAAUGUGCAAAAUUAUUGUUUGGACUACAAUACCCAACAUGAAUGAGCUGAUAUUUACAUAAUAUGUAAUAUGAUUGUAUGUUGAUGAUAUGUAUAAUUAAGAUGUGACGGGAUGUAUUUGACAAUCCAUUGGUAAUGGGAACAGAAUCAACAGACUUUAUAAAUAUAUACUGUAACACUGUAUUUUCUUACACUUGAAGCGGCUCUUUGUAAAUACUAAGUCUGUGAUUUUAUUUUCUGUGUGCACUCACUUUUCACUAUACACAACAUUUGUAGCAGCUGUUUGAAUGAAUUAUAAAAGUGCUACUGUUUUAAAAAAUAA
Notothenia coriiceps (black rockcod) is the source of this 1852-nucleotide messenger RNA. RefSeq names its product dephospho-CoA kinase domain containing (gene dcakd). The record is from RefSeq and is a predicted model, not a curated record. The transcript has 5 exons. Gene Ontology annotation, molecular function: ATP binding; dephospho-CoA kinase activity. Gene Ontology annotation, biological process: coenzyme A biosynthetic process. NCBI's taxonomy places the organism in Eukaryota, Metazoa, Chordata, Actinopteri, Perciformes, Nototheniidae. The coding region runs from base 305 to 994 and encodes 229 amino acids.